Suillus bovinus is the source of this 819-nucleotide messenger RNA. Its product is annotated as ubiquitin-conjugating enzyme/RWD-like protein. Lineage: Eukaryota; Fungi; Basidiomycota; Agaricomycetes; Boletales; Suillaceae. The coding region runs from base 228 to 761 and encodes 177 amino acids. The record is from RefSeq and is a predicted model, not a curated record. The transcript has 7 exons.
ACCGUUUCCGAGUAAGGCGACGUGAAACUCUCCUUGAUGUGCGAGGCAAUCUUUUCUGAUGACAUUUCUACCACUCGAACAUGAAGUCUGUCAAAAAUGCGCGUGAGGUCUCUGAGGCCUCGAGGAGACUUGCAAGCAAGCAGGAAGGCAGCCGCUAUUUCGGCACAUUCCGCACUAGUUCACCCUGUUCCCUCAUCUACCUCCCAUCAUUGUAACUUACCACCAUUAUGAUCAAGAUAUGGAGUAUGAAGAAGAAUGAGGACGCUGCAACCAAGAAGCGACCGAAGACAAGUGCUGCACAGAUACGAGUGCAGAAAGAUCUGACCGAACUUGACCUUCCUUCCACGAUGAAGACUGACUUCCCGGACCCCACCGACCUCCUGAACUUCACUCUCACCAUCACCCCUGAUGAAGGCAUGUACAAGAGUGGCGCUUUCACUUUCUCAUUUACUAUCAACACCAACUAUCCACACGAACCACCCAAGGUCAAGUGCAUGCAAACGAUAUACCAUCCAAACGUUGACCUCGAGGGAAACGUGUGUUUGAAUAUUCUCCGAGAAGACUGGAAACCUGUCCUAAAUUUGAACUCGGUCAUGGUCGGCUUACAAUACCUUUUCUUGGAGCCUAAUGCAGAUGAUCCAUUAAAUAAAGAGGCAGCAGAAGAACUACGAAAGAAUCGCGAACAAUUCCUGUAUAAUGUUAAGACAUCCAUGCGCGGUGGUGUUAUCAAGGGUGUGACAUAUAACAAGGUCCUUAUAUGAUGUUUGUUAGAUGCGUGUAGACGUUUUCAUCUGUUCACCAUGAUCCUUGUUUUCCACU